AUGGGCCUCAGUACCCUACACAGCCUUGAAACCGGUCUCCGUCAGUGGGCAAUCGAAGAGCGAGGGGCUGCUAAAAGUCUGAGGAUGCACCAGACCGCCAAAACAAACGGAUCCGAUCUCUUGAUAUGCACCAACAGUUGUAGGUCGCUGUCCAGUGAUGAACACAUCGUCCUGCGACGUCCUCAGCAUCUGCGAGACACGAAGAAAGUCAGAACUCAACGCGACGUGGCGGAAUGA
Molecule: messenger RNA, 237 nt
Organism: Soboliphyme baturini
Lineage: Eukaryota; Metazoa; Nematoda; Enoplea; Dioctophymatida; Soboliphymatidae
Source: the annotation of a GenBank genome assembly